ACAUGAGCACGCUUCUCUCACUGUCGAGCACGAGCGCGUCCGCGUACAUCCCUCUCUCCUCACUCGGCCGGAAAUCGGUCCAUUUUUUCUCAGUUGUAUAAGAGGAGGCUUGAGGAGCGGCAGCCCGUGUAACGUGCGUCUGUGAGAGCGAUCAACUAAUGUCAGAGAGUAGACAACGACAACAGCUGCCAAGCAAAGGAUGUAAUCAGGGCCCAUACGGUUGGUCGACCGACUUUUGUUGUCAGGGAGCGUUUUUCCACGCUGCCGGAGGGACAUCCCUGCGCGUUUCUCCAUGCAGAGAGCCAGACAGGGAGACGGUACAGACUGAACGGGAAGGCAGAGCUGGAAGCGCCCUCUCCACAAGGUGGACCAGCGAUUUCACCUCCAGAGGCUGGUCUUAGACGUCCUGUUUGAUGUUUUGACUUAAUAUGUGCUUGUUUGUGUUCAUGUUUGAUGCCCUAACGACCCAAGGCACACUGCGAGAUCGCUGCUUUGAUGAAUAAUUUAGAGACUUUAGUUCCGAGGCUCACGCUGCGACUACCGAGCGACCUCUGGCUGCGCCUGACGCCACCUGAACGUGCUCCGAUGGUGGACCAAACAGAAAGAUAGAUAAAUAAAUAACACCACGAGGACACGGGCCACAAUUGGAGAGCAGACAAAAGGUCAAAAUUAGGGGUUCUUUAAUACUCGUCUGGGUGCCGUUUUGUGGCGUACAGCCCCGUAGUCAUGUUGCCGAGUCUGUGGGGGAGGAAAAUCGGAGCCUCCAGUUCUUCGACGCCCAUCCAUUGGCACCCCAGUGUCUGGUUUAUGUUAUGAGCCUCAACGAACGUUGUUCACAUCAUCAGCUGUCAUCUUGUUCUUAUUUGGAAAAACUAAAGAAAUAAGCGGAUGCAUCUCCUCAAAACGCCUUACACAUCUGAUUUGAUCUUAAGAGUCUAAGCUGUUUUUUUCCUUUUGGUUACCUCAAAGUUUUAAAGACCUGGUUACCUCUGUUCUGCAUCACAUCAGCGUUAAUACAGAGCAAAUCUGUAAGUCGAUGAUCACCGUUUUCACUGUUGAACUGACUUUAAAACCUCAUAAAUCUACCUCAGACCUUAUCUACAUACGACAAUAGACCGAUGUGCCCCCUAAUGAAUACCUCAGCCUGACUGCUGCGCCUGUUGCAAACUGAGCUCGUGUUUCUGUAACGCUGCAGAUGGCUUCGUUUCCAGACUCGGACCUGCAGACGUGUCCGCUUUGCAAGGAGCUGUGUGGCUCCUCUGCUCCGAUCUCCUCUAGCUCUUCUACAUCUUCAUCUUCCUCACAUACCUCAUCCUCCUCCAGCCAGACCACCAGGAGGCUCCACGUCCUGCCCUGCCUCCAUGCCUUCUGCAGGCACUGUCUUGAGGGCCAGCGCAGUCCCGGGGACCCGCUCAAGCUGCGGUGCCCCACCUGCGACCAGAAGGUGUCCAUCUCUGAAGCCGGGGUGGACUCCCUGCCUUCUUCUAACUUCCUCUUCAGCAACUUGCUGGAUGUGGUAGUGAGCUCCGAGGAGCAGAUCCAGAACAAGAAUGGCCACCACCAGCGGGGAGGCUUAGGUGGAGGCUCCUCCAGCUUCCAUCAUUCCCAGGGAGGCCUGUUACCUCCACACCACCUGGGAGAGCCUCAGUGCAGCUCAUGUGAUGAGGAGAACCCAGCUACCUCCCACUGCCUUGACUGUCAGGAGUAUCUGUGUGAUAACUGUGUGAGGGCACACCAGCGGGUGCGGCUCACCAAAGACCACUUCAUCGAGCGCCUUGGAGACAACCUCCACUUGGGCCAGGUCAACGCCAACAGCAACCCGGGCCAGCCAGGGGUGUCAGUGUGCCUCGCCCAAUCCCUGCAGAACAACUUUGCCUUGCUGUCCCUGUUCCAGGAUCGCAUGAGCUUCUGCCAGCACCAUGACAACGAGAUGUUUCUCUUCUUCUGUGAAACCUGUUCAGUGCCUAUAUGCAGGGAGUGCAGCAUGAGCCAUCAUAUGGGCCACACAUUUGUUUACCUGCAAGACGCCGUUCAGGACUGCAGAGCCAUCACCAUCCAGCUGCUGGCAGAUGCGCAGCAGGGUCGACAGGCUGUGCAGCUAAGUAUGGAGAAAGUGCAGGCCAUGGCAGAGCAGGUGGAGAUCAAAGCAAAGGUGGUACAGUCUGAAGUCAAGGCCCUUGUUCUUCGACACAAGAAAGCGUUGGAGGAGAGGGAGUGUGAACUACUGUGGAAGGUGGAGAAGAUCCGUCAGGUAAAGGCCAAGUCUCUGUACCUACAGGUGGAGAAGCUGCACCAGAGUCUGACCAAGUUGGACAGCACCAUCACUGCCGUCAGCCAGAUGUUGGAUGAGGGCCGCCACCUAGAUGUACUGCUGGCCAGGGAGCGAAUGCUCACCCAGAUACAUGAACUCAAGGCUUUGAGGGGCCUGCUGCAGCCGCAGGAGGAUGACCGUUUCAUGUUCACUCCUCCAGACCAGGCUUUGUACAUGGCCAUCCAGUCUAUGGGCCUGAUCAGCAGUGGAGCCUUUGCCCUGGUCACCAAAGCUCAUGGUGAAGGUCUGAAAAGUGCACUUCGUGGCAAGCCUGCCUCCUUUACUGUGAUUGGCUAUGACCAUGAUGGCGAGCCACGCCUUUCGGGCGGGGAUGCAGUGUCUGCAGUGGUCAUGUCCGUCACCGACGGUAACCUGUCUGCAGUGGAGGGCAGCCCCUUCAAGGUGAUGGUGAAGUCAGGCCGGAGCUACGGGUCCCUGGGCUCCCAGGUGUCAUCCUUUGGGUGCGAGGGGGAGGGAGAUGGUCAACUGUGUCGUCCCUGGGGCAUCAGCGUGGACAAGGAGGGGUAUGUGGUGGUGGCUGAUCGCAGCAACAAUCGCAUACAGAUAUUCAAGCCUUGCGGUGCCUUCCACCAUAAGUUUGGCUCUCUGGGUUCUCGGCCUGGUCAGUUUGAUCGCCCCGCUGGGGUUGCAUGUGACAGUCAGAGACGAAUCAUUGUGGCUGAUAAGGACAAUCAUCGUGUGCAGGUGUUUACUUUUGAGGGCCAGUUCCAGAUGAAGUUUGGGGAAAAGGGUACCAAGAAUGGGCAAUUCAACUAUCCUUGGGAUGUGGCCGUCAACUCUGAGGGGAAGAUCCUGGUCUCCGACACCAGGAACCACCGUGUGCAGCUCUUCACCCCUGACGGCUCUUUCCUCAACAAGUAUGGAUUUGAAGGGGCCCUGUGGAAACACUUUGACUCUCCCAGAGGAGUAGCCUUUAACCACGAAGACCACCUGGUGGUGACCGACUUCAACAACCACCGGCUCCUGGUCAUCCGGCCAGACUGCCAGUCAGCUCGUUUCCUGGGUUCAGAGGGCACUGGGAAUGGGCAGUUUCUGCGGCCCCAGGGUGUCGCUGUUGACCAGGAGAACCGCAUCAUCGUGGCUGACUCCCGCAACCACAGAAUCCAAGUGUUUGAGCCCAAUGGGAACUUCUUAUGCAAAUUUGGCACACAGGGGAGUGGUGUUGGACAGAUGGAUCGACCCUCUGGUGUGGCUGUGAUGCCCGAUGGAGUCAUUGUGGUCGUUGACUUUGGUAAUAAUCGUAUCCUCAAGUUCUAAAAAGAAAAGCAUAUUUUUGCGUUCUCUUUCUCCAUUUGUCCUUUUGCAGUGUUUUAGAUGGAGCAAAUGGAGGAGAGACAACGAAUCCACAGACACAGCAGUAGGAGAGCUCAGAGAGAAUUGAGAGCAUGUUGAAAUUAAGGGAAGUUAAAGCCUAUAGAUUUUUGUCAUUUUCAUUGAAAGUUAAGAUAUUCAGAUCAGAUAUCCAAGGUGUGUAUGACAAAGAGGGCCUCUACAAAUAGAUCAUCAGUACUAAAUGAGCCAUAUUUCCCUCUUUCUGUCUCAGCUGCUCUGAAUUCUCUCUACGCUCUUCUUAAGUUUCCAUCUCAGGGAAUUUCACAUUUUUCUUGAAAUCUUGUACCCUCUGCUCAAUACCUACCUCAUUUAGCUCUUUAUGAAUGUACUCAUAGUCACUGAGCAGAGGUUUUAGUCUGAGAAGUUUUACAAAGAAGAAAAGUCUACCUCUAUACUUUGUUAUUUAAGACAGACAAAAAAGGAACAGACUCCUCAUGUGGUAUUUGCACAGGAUUAAUGGAGUUCUUGCUGUGCAUUAAAAGUGAACCUCCUGAAUGUUGAGCUGAGACAUGCUGAGUCAGUACUCUCUGUAGAGGGUGCAAGAUCUAUUGUCAUUACUGUGCUCAGACAGGAGACUAGGGUACAGUAAUGUCCUUUCAUGUUUUACGAUUUUUUUUUUUUAUUAUUUGCGCAUCGACCCUAGUCUCUUUUGUGGCUGUGUGGAGUUUGUAGUGUUAUGAUAGCCUAAGAAGAGCACGUGAAGUGAUGCCAAACUUGAUAGUUUCAAAAUUAGCUCAGGUCAGGGUAGGACUGAUUAAAAUGAUCAGUACUUUUCAGGCUUUCCCUCUAGCUUUACUGGCAAAUUUGAUUAAUUUAUUAAUGAGAAAAAAUAGUUAUGAAAUCAUCUCCAAAAUAAUCAUUCAAAUGACCUCCCAAAUAAACCCCAUAAUAAAAUUAUCUAAAUAUUUAGCACGCGCUAAUUGUGUCUCAUAAGACUAAUUUUUUUUUUUUUCUUGGUAGAAUAAAACAGCUUGUGUUGCUACUAUCCAGUCAUUUGUAUGAAUUACUAAGAUAAAGAGAAAUGUCUCCUCCAAAAGUCAGGAUGCACAAAAGGAUUUUGAAUAUUAAUCUAUGGGGAUCUGGAGAUCUAUCAGCAAUCUUUAUAUAGAGAUUUUAUCAUAAUAUUGAAUGACAGCUUUUUGAUGAGGCAUGCUGUGUGACAAAAGCCUCAGAUAUAGACACCUAAUUUGGCCAUUCAGAGGAUGUUAAUGACAUAAAAUUUAAGGCCUAAUAUUACAAUCCUUCGGAUUUAGAUUGUGGUUGAAAGCCACUCCCUUCGGGGCCUGGGGUUUAGUCCGUUUCAGUGAGUGGACGUCAUCACAAAGCCCUGUCCUGUUUAUUGAUACUUGGAGUUGAGGAGAUAUAUUCAGAUUGAGCGCUUGUAGACCACUCCUCUAAGGACGGCAGUCUACAGACGAUCUACUGGACUCAACCAAAGUUAGAAUUUCUGCACAGUGGCCAGCUGUAGCUUUGGCAAUUAAGGAAACUAAAAAUCCCCUUUUAAACCAUUGUUGCUGGGAAGUGUAAAGUUCACAGAACUCUGAGUUGAGUUCAUAGCACUGUUUGUGUUGAGCUUAGAAAAAUAAAAGGGUGAUUUGGUCACAGUUUAAAUACUUUCAGAUCCCCCUAAGAUCAAGCAGGUCUGAAAGGAUUUGAGACGACAUCCUCUCAAUCUGUCUGCAGAGAUAUACCUGCACCAAAGAGAACCCCUUGCUCCCCUUCACAUUUAUCACUUCAGCUCACCAAACAGUGCCCCAGUAUUAUCGGCAUUAGAUGGCCCAAAGGCUCAAAUUGGCAUCUCAGAUUAGUGUUUGAAUUCAAAACGAAUUUCCUUAGAGACUAAGAGAUAUGAACUCCUUGUGGUGAAAUCAGCAUGGGGUUUUGAAUUCCCUUUCUUUUGUUCAGUCUGUGUCCCAAUGGAAGCACAAAGACAAUUACAGUUCUGUUGGCCGCUUCCUCAGCCUAGCAAACACCUGUGAAAAGAUUUACCGACUGGCUCUCACCUCUGAGGAGAGGGCCUGUCUGCACAUAACCUGGAUUUACAUCCUCACAUCUCAAAUAUCCUGUACCUCGCCGGUUGUUGUACCCACUUUCUUGAAUUUCCAUUUUUCUACUCCAAAAUACCUCAAGUAUGUCUCUGAUAGCUACUGUACAUUUAAAUACCUCAACUUGUUUCUCUUUCUAAAUACCUUGGUUUUACUCUUUUAUGUAAGCAUACCUCAUCAGAUAUGUAUGUAUGUAUUACAGAUGUACCUCGUUCUUUCUUCUUGUGUUACAGUGCAGUACAUGUCCCAUAGCUCUAGGACCAAAGAUCAUGGUACUGUUUCAGGUUGGUGGUCACUUGAUCUUGCAGCCCUGACCAAAUUUUUGUUUGUUGAAUCUACUGUCAUUUGCCCGGUAAACUAUGCCUUGUAUCACCAGGAAACCAAAUAUUUCAUUUGAAAGCAUUGUGCCAAAAUGAUCUGUAAGAGUUUUAUGCCAAACAGGGUUGGUGUUUGGACCACGCUAUUGUAGACAACAAAUGUCACUGGACCAUUAUAUCAUAGAUGCAAAUGUUAAAUCGGAGAACCCGAGGAUAAAUCCUCGCUCUCUGAUUGGAUGCACUUAAUAGGGCUGGGCCCCAUUUAUAUUUACCUCAUGAUGAUUCUGAACAUGCAGAGUCCACUUGUAAGUGCAUGUUGAUGGUGAGCCAGUUUGAGUCCACAUACCCUGCUGCUUUGAACCCAACACCUUGUUUCACCAAUGGAUUUAUUUUUUUUUUUGCUUUUCAGUAUUACUCUGUUUUGUUUUAAUUAAGAUUGCAGAAUUCUGUCUUUAAGAUCCUUAGGUCUUCACUCUUAAAGAGGAAAAAUGUAUUUUAAGCCUUUGUCUUUCAUUUUGUUGCAUGCUUUAAAAAGUCCUUGUAUUAUAAUGACGUCUCUCAGAUGGGUGUUGGAAAACUCAGAUGGGAUGGGUAACUGACUAUUGGGAUGGUUUUACCAAAAUAUAUACCCAAAGAUUUGUAUGUGUGUUAGGAUUACAUUGGAUGGAAUUAACCUUUUGACCUUUGCGAUUGUAUUUCCUGUUCUCUAGAGGCCCUGCAGAGCACAACCUGUUCAGCCAGCCAUGCCUCGAUGCCGAAGGCUGGUGUGCCCCCCUGACCAUUAGUGCUGAAUUUUCUUUAACCGCAUAAUAUGGGUAGACAUAAUAACAGAUCUCAACAAGCCCUGUAGCUUUAGAAGACUGAAAAAAAUAAUCGAAUAAUGAUUGCUUCAUAAGGUGGCCAUUUUGUGUUUGACUAGUAAUUGGAGUGCUCUGGUUGUCAUGUGAGAAGCAGCAGGUUUCUCUAGCACAAAUUAGCAAUCACUUCCCCUCCUCUUCUCUUUAAGAAUCCAGGAAGUGCGCUGAUGGCUGCCGAGCAUGUGCUCAGUUGAUUGUACUUCUACUUUUGGGGGGAGAGGGGGGUGUCCACCAUUUAUUUGUAACCCCUCACAAUUUUCAGAGGGGGAAAAAGCAAAGCUGCGCCAGGUGAUGUGUGCAAGGUUGUAGACCUCCUUUUAAGUGAUUGUAUCCUUGAAAGAAAGAAAAGGGUUUGAAAGUUUAGAAAGGAAAACAUUUUUAACUCAGGUAGUUCUCAGCAGCCCUGCCCUGCAGGUGUCUUAUUGAAACCUUUCCUGUAGCAAUGUAGUGACUUAUUUUCCUUGUUAUGACCUUUCAGUACUAGUCUGACUCUAGUGUGUGUCCCCACUGACAUUUUAUGAAAACAAAUUAUUUCUCAAUCUGAAAAGUGUUGCCUUUGAUUAUUUUCCACUGAUUAUUCUUUUUGUAUUUUGUUUUUGCCGUUUUUGUUUUUCUUUUACAAAUAAGUACAAAUACUUCACACCACUUGAUGCUCAUUGACCCUUUUAGAAUGUAUGUUGUGAAGAAAAGGGUUAAAUGGAAUCUUGUUGAUGCCCACUUGCUACAACCAGCCACUGGUAGAAUUACAAGACACAACAGAGCCCACAGAAGACAGGUAGUUUUUCUCUAACAAUUGGUGCUAAAUGUUGCACACCAACAAUGCCUGUAGUAUGUGGCUUAAUGGAACAUGCAGCGCAGUAUUCAUUUAUAUACAAGCUUUAACAUCAGCCAAGAUGGGAGGUGUUCGGCCUGAUGAGAUAACAGCUCACUGUGUCUACACGCUCGUUUCUGUGGUGUCACAUUUUCCUCAUCAGUGUCUGUGUGUGGAGUGGGCAUUGUGUUUGUGUUCUUGUCUGAGCAGAAAUCCACUGAAUGUAUCCUCCUCACAGUCCAAGAUACAGGGCGAGCGAGCAUGGCCAGCUGAGUUUAGAUGGGUGCUGCUGGCGCUUCCUCAUCCAGGCCGCCAUGUGCGAGUGUGUUUAUCACUCAAACCUCGUGUAUACAUUUGCCGACACACCUUCCCUCCUUCUCAACACACUCGCACAUCGGGCUGAGUGGAAAUGCAAAUGUUGGGUCUUCAGUCUAAAUAAGGCAGAGGAGACUAUAAUAUAUUGGCCACUUUCUGCUCUCUCUGUACUCUGUGGACUUUAAACAUUUCCUAUGCAGUUUUUUGUUUGCUUUUUGUUUACACUUAAAUAAAGUUGUUUCUUUCACUUCAAA
Molecule: messenger RNA, 8263 nt
Organism: Monopterus albus (swamp eel)
Lineage: Eukaryota; Metazoa; Chordata; Actinopteri; Synbranchiformes; Synbranchidae
Gene: trim71
Product: tripartite motif containing 71, E3 ubiquitin protein ligase
Exons: 8
Coding region: 1196-3589 (797 amino acids)
Biological process (GO): protein polyubiquitination; proteasome-mediated ubiquitin-dependent protein catabolic process
Molecular function (GO): protein binding; zinc ion binding; ubiquitin protein ligase activity
Source: RefSeq, a predicted model, not a curated record